Molecule: messenger RNA, 3329 nt
Organism: Onychostoma macrolepis
Lineage: Eukaryota; Metazoa; Chordata; Actinopteri; Cypriniformes; Cyprinidae
Gene: rab31
Product: RAB31, member RAS oncogene family
Exons: 7
Coding region: 184-768 (194 amino acids)
Molecular function (GO): GTP binding; GTPase activity
Source: RefSeq, a predicted model, not a curated record
CGUGAUGUGAGUGACAGCUCAGUCGAAAUUCUCCAGUCGGUUUCCGUUAGAUUUGGGAAGGAGAUGGUCAAGAGUUUAUGUUUUACGGAUGAACAGUCCGCUGUGACCGUGAUGGAUGAGAGUCGACAAAACAAGACUGGAGACUGUUAAAAUAAUGCUUCAGCUGCCUUAACGUGCUUUACAAUGGCCAUCAGGGAACUGAAAGUUUGUCUGCUCGGGGACACAGGUGUGGGGAAAUCAAGUAUCGUGUGUCGAUUUGUUCAAGAUCACUUUGACCACAACAUCAGUCCAACAAUAGGUGCUUCUUUUUUAACAAAGACUGUCCCCUGUGGAAAUGAACUUCACAAAUUUCUGAUUUGGGACACCGCAGGGCAGGAACGAUUUCAUUCGUUGGCUCCCAUGUAUUACAGGGGCUCUGCAGCAGCCGUCGUUGUUUACGACAUUACAAAGCUUGACUCUUUCCAGACGUUAAAGAAGUGGGUGAAGGAGCUAAAGGAACACGGGCCGGAGGAUAUAGUUGUGGCUAUAGCAGGAAAUAAAACCGAUCUGGGUGAUAUCAGGGAAGUUCCAACUAAAGAGGCAAAAGAUUUUGCAGAGUCCAUUGCAGCCAUAUUUAUGGAGACCAGUGCCAGAAAUGCAGUAAACGUAGAAGAGCUGUUUCAGAAAAUCAGUCGACAGAUCCCUCCGCUGGAGAACACAGACGCUGACAGCCAAGAGUCCUUUAAACUGACACGACAGCCUCCUCCCUCCAGCAAACGCUGCUGUUAGACAUCCACCCGCAAGUCACUACAAACACCCUACAACAUGAUCUCCUGUGGUAUUUGACCCAUGCGAUACAUAGAUGAGGAUCACAGUUCACACAAAUCAAUGUGUGGUAAUGUAAGAGUCUAUUAACUUGAUGUGGAUACGGUCACAUGACUGAUAGACAUACACACUGCAGUAGGAAACACAGAAGUUCUGCCUCUGAACCAUUUUGUACCAAGUCUGAAUAUUGCAUUGAUGCUGAGCAACUUUUGAGACACGAGUUAUCACAACAUGGUCUUUUAAAUGCAGUAUUGUGACAAAUAGAAAUGCUAGUAGUUAGCACAAAGUUUACACUAGAAUAAGUGCCUAAGAAAAUGCCAUUUUUAUAUUUGGCAUUGCCGUUUUGAUGCAUAAAAACAAUAGUUUUAAUAGGUUCUUUGUAAUCUGGCUUUAUUUGACCACUUUCAAUGACAUAGGAUCUGAUGAAGCUUAGAUGAAAGAUAGACAUUUGCAAAUGUGUUGGUCACACUUUGUAUUACAGUGUUCAUUGUAUUAUGCAUUUACAUACCACUACUGCUUCAUACUAAUAAACCGUGUAUUCAAUAUGUCAUUUUUGUAAAGUUGUGUGUAAUUGCACAUAGUAAUUGUUUUUAUUUUAAUAAUUCAUUAUACGGACACUGUAAAAUAAAGUGUUGCCAAUUUAUUCAUCCUAAAAAUAAAUAAUGGUUAAAACUGUGGUUAUUGGUUAAAAUGUAAAACGUCAAGAUAAUGUAGAGUUUUUACCUUUAAUAAAUGGAAAUAUGAGGAAAUCGGCCACCAGGGGGCACAAUUGGCUUUAAAGUGAACACACAUUUUGUUAGUCCUUCUCCAAACCUCUGCUUAUGCUGGGUACACACAAAAAGAUUUUUAAAAUCUUAUAAGAUCUUCAAAAUGUGAGAGCCCACAAACAUGAGGACAAAAAAUCCUAGAUUUAACCGUUUUGCUCCUAUAGUGUGUGGUGACCCCGGUUCCCCCCACACAUCAGGAUUUCUGAUCCUAAAUGUGACCCUGGACCACAAAACCAGUCUUAAGUGUCAAUUUUUCGAAAUUGAGAUUUAUACAGAAUCUGAAAGCUGAAUAAAUAAGCUUUCCAUCGAUGUAUAGUUUAUGUUAGGACAAUAUUUGGCCGAGAUACAACAAUUUGAAAAUCUGGAAUCUGAGGGUGCAAAAAAAUCUAAAUAUUGAGAAAAUCGCCUUUAAAGUUGUCCAAAUGAAUUCUUAGCAAACAUAUUACUAAUCAAAAACGACGUUUUGAUAUAUUUACAGUAGUAAAUUUACAAAAUAUCUUCAUGGAAUAUGAUCUUUACUUAAUAUACUAAUGAUUUUUGGCAUAAAAGAAAAAUCUAUAAUUUUGACCCAUACAGUGUAUUUUUGGCUAUUGCUACAAAUAUACCCCAGCGACUUAAGACUGGUUUUGUGGUCCAGGGUCACAAAUAUUCAACAUGUUGAAUAUUUCCAUUUCGCGAUCGGGUCAGUCACUCUUAACACACCUCACACCACAGGAAAAUCUGAUAAGAUAAUCUUUAGAAUCGCCAAGAUAAUCGGGACAUUGACCUAGGAUGGUCGGAAGGGAAGAAAUCGGCCCAAAAUCAGCCCGAUUAUGUUGUGGUGUGUACCCAGCAUUACCUGUUGCUGUCAGUGUUGAAACUGUUCAUAUUUUUCCCAUUAAAAUGUCUAAGGUUGGUGAUUUUACAAUUUGGAACUGAGAAAAUGUUUGCAAGUAAAGCAAACCGUUACUAGGUUAAUUUCCCCCAAUAAGUUUAAACACUGUGAUUCUGUGGCUCUUUCUCUCAGCUGGUGGCGUGAGUUACAGGUAGCCUAUCAGUUCGACUGACCUGUCACACACGGGGAUCAUGCCGACGGUUGGGUCAUUAUUUUUGCAAUUCCAUUUGGUGACACUAGUGCUUUAGAAAUUACACACUUCACCUUUAAGGCUAAAAGCAUAAAAGCAGGGUAAUUGUGCACUCUUACAUAACCAGCCUACCUUGGUGUGGUCAGGAGUGGAUUGAUUGCCUGUCCUGUACAGUAGUUUUUUCAAUUUUGUAAUCAGAAUGAUCUUUUCUGUCAGUCACAGCAGGCAAAAUCACACAUGUAUCACAUGCAGCGCUGGUUCUCCUCUAACAGUUUUGUUUUUUGUUCAUAAAUCAUCACAGUCAUUAUUGACAAAGCGUCACAUGUAAUUUAACAUUUAAUAUAUCUAAUUAUAUCUCUUUUCUAAAAGUUAGUGUGAAUUCACAUGGAUGCCUUAACCUAGCAAAUUCAGUCUGAUUCAUAACAGAUCUAGAUGAGAUCUGGUGAUAAUGGUGUGAUGUCAUUUUCAAUUAAACAUUUUGUAAAUAACUUUAUAUUUGUAUUUUUAAACCUACCUUUCCUUAGUUAACUUAAUGUUUCCCUUAUGUGAUGUGGCAAUGGAAUCAAACACAUUUUGUACCAGAAGUCAUCAAUAAACUACAAAGGCAGUAUGCAAAUGUUUGCUUAGAAUAUUAUUGCAUAUUUUCUUCAUAUUCAAUUGUUUUGAUUUAUGAGUAUUCCUAUAGACUUGGACA